Messenger RNA from Stegastes partitus (bicolor damselfish), 2330 nucleotides. RefSeq names its product MKS transition zone complex subunit 1 (gene mks1). Gene Ontology annotation, biological process: cilium assembly. The record is from RefSeq and is a predicted model, not a curated record. NCBI's taxonomy places the organism in Eukaryota, Metazoa, Chordata, Actinopteri, Pomacentridae. The transcript is spliced from 18 exons. Gene Ontology annotation, cellular component: MKS complex. Bases 244 to 1935 code for a protein of 563 amino acids.
CCGCUUGCCGUGUUUUGUGCUGUGUUUAGCUUCUCAAGCUAGCGGUUACUUAUAAUAUCGACUAUUUGGAGGAGAGUUUUUGCCGUUUACGUUAACAAAUGUGACGUGCGACAAACUAACAGGACAUAGAAAGACAACAAAAAAAAAAACGAGUUGGGCGCUACCUCUAGCUAACGAAAAGUGCUACGAGUUAGCAUCGAAACAAAUACGUUUCGUGGAUGUUUACUUAAUAAAUCCAUAACAAUGACAGACUGCUGGAACACAGAUACUGGGGAAGCUGUGUAUCGGUCCCGGGAUGCUGUCAAAAACCUGAGAAUAAAGGUGCGUAUAGAGAGGGUGACCUCCACCGCAGCCCUCUCUCAGCACCUCCAGCAGCAGGUUCUGUCCCAGCAGGACAGAGGAGACAUUGAGCUGGAGACCCUCACAUCACAAGGCCAGACAGGUGAUAAUGAUGAGGAGCUGAUUGUGGGCUGGCAGGAGAAACUCUUCAGUCAGUAUGAGAUGGAGCUAUUUCAGAACGAGGCGGCAUGUCAGACCCCUCUGGACCGUCAGUACCACGCAGAAGUCAAGGCCCUCAACAGGACCAAGGGGCGACGUAAUCACAGGAUUUUCACGUACACUGAUCACGACCGCUACACCAACUGUCUUCCAUUGCACCAAAUGCAGUCCAGUGACUUGUUGACUACAACCAAAUCCAGCCCAACCUUCUUGGCUGAAAGGAUGGCCAGCGUGAGACACAGACGACAAGAGAGACGUACCAUGGAUUGUAAUAUCCCCAAGACCAAAAUCAUCAACUGGGAGCCCACAGAGGAGUUUAUGAAGAACAGUCAUGUGGUGAAUAAUGCCAUGCAGACCAUGCACAUCAUGGGAGACCUGGGUCCCAAUGGAAGGCUGGGCCAGAAAGAGAACGAGUGUUUGCUGGUAACUAUAAAAACAGAUGGCAAUGGAACGGUCAUCGCAAAACCUGAUUUCAACAGAGGCAAAGAGCCCUACAGGAUCGUGACAGAGGGGGAGAAGAGAGAAGUCUGGCGUCUUACUGUGGAGAAUAUAUCCACAGCCAUGAAGCCAGAAGAAAAGGACAGGGAGCAGAACAUGUACAAAGAUCUGUAUGUAAGGCACAAGGAGUACCUCAAUAGCCUCGUUGGACAGGACUUUGAAAUGCCUCCUGCAGGUAUUCUGCGUUACCUCAUGAACGGAGAGAUAGUCUCAGCUAAAGGCUUUGAAUAUGAUAACUUAUACAUCCACUUCUUCAUGGAACUGCCCAAUAAUUGGUCCAGCUUGCCUUUCCAGUCUCUGUCAGGGGUUACCCAGACCUGCCGGACCAAAACAUCAGGGAAGGAAAACGUAGCUUUCUUCAGUUACCCCUUCAACUUCGAGGCUUUCUACAUGAGUGAAAAAGAAAGUGAAGAAUCAAUACUCCAGUGGCCAGUGCUGUACUUCAAGGUUCUUUCUCUGGAUUCCUGGCAGCGCUAUCGAACUGAAGGCUACGGCUAUCUGCUUUUUCCUGCCAUGCCUGGUAAACACACAGUGACGUGCCACACAUGGAGACCACUCCAGACAGGGACAGUCUCUGCACUGAGGCGUUUCUUUAUCGGAGGUUCUCCAGAGCUUGAAGACCACAGCUACGUCCGAAUACCAGGAACCUUCAAGGGAGAGAGGUUGAGUCGGUUUGGCUUUUGCACUGAAACCACAGGAAGUGUCACCUUUAAUCUACACUGCAUCCAGCAAGCCAGGUCCUUUGUUGAUGCUGCUCUGUUGAAGAAGAGGAGACAGAAAGUUUUUGACCAGCUCGGAGGAUUCAGUCAACAAGGAGCAGUUUGCACCAUCCUGGAGGCCUUCCAGCGAGCCAGGAAAAAUAUGCAAGAGGCCCGAGAAAGUCUUCCAAGAGACCUAAUCAGCGCCACUUCCCAACUCCAACUUGAAUCCUCUGCAUAGGUGUGAAGAACAGUGCUGGACUGUCAUUCUGUCAGAUACACAUAAAAAGGUCAAAUAGCCACUCUUUUGAGGCUUUGAACAAUCAGUAAGUUUGAAAUUAGGAGUGUGAUAUAACAUAACCUGCUUUAUUCUGUGUAUGUACAGCUAACAUGCAGGAUGCUUGGAGGAGUCAUAAUUCAGUUAAAAUAUGAAUUUAUGUGGUAAUUGUUACGGAGUAAAGCCAAUAUGCCUACUAAGUAUGGUUUCACCUGGCAGUGUAUUCUAUGUGCAGUGAGUAUUUUGAAAACUGAUAUAACAGAAAGUACAUCUUUUUUUCUUUUUAAAAUUUUGAUUGUAUGAGUUAUUUUAGACAUUAGAAUAAUAUUGGCUGUAAUAUAAACCUUUUAUAUGCAAUA